Emys orbicularis (European pond turtle) is the source of this 2508-nucleotide messenger RNA. RefSeq names its product serine protease 12 (gene PRSS12). The record is from RefSeq and is a predicted model, not a curated record. Gene Ontology annotation, cellular component: terminal bouton; synaptic cleft; membrane. Gene Ontology annotation, molecular function: serine-type endopeptidase activity. NCBI's taxonomy places the organism in Eukaryota, Metazoa, Chordata, Testudines, Emydidae. Gene Ontology annotation, biological process: proteolysis. Bases 1 to 2508 code for a protein of 835 amino acids. The transcript is spliced from 13 exons.
AUGGCAUUACCCAGCCUGCUGGUGGCUCUGAUUUUAGGGACGACCCCCUUAGCAGGCAGCUUUGACGCGGCCUCUCUUAACCCUCCCCUUGCCCCAGCUCGUAGCCCGCAGCAUCCCCGCUCGCCCCGCGCCCCGCCGGCCCCCCAGCACCAGCCCGGCUGCCCUGGAGCCGAAGGGUCAGGGGGGCGCUUUGUCAACGUGACCGAGUUCGGCGCCGAGUGCCUGCCCUGGGCGGAGGUGCCCACUUUCCUGGAGAAGACCCCCCAGGGGAAGGGGCUGCGGGGCCAGCACAACUUCUGCAGGAACCCCGACGGCAGAAGCAGACCCUGGUGCUUCUACAGGAACAGCCGGGGCAGGGUGGACUGGGGCUACUGUGACUGCAAACAAGGGUCAGUGCGACUUCGAGGUGGCAAGAAUGAGUUUGAAGGCACAGUUGAAGUUUAUUUGAAUGGAAUUUGGGGAACAAUCUGCAGCAGUCAUUGGGACAAUAAUGAUGCAUCAGUCAUAUGUCGGCAGCUUGAGCUUGGCAAAAGAGGUACAGCAAAGUAUACACCAUUUUCUGGACUGGGCCUUAUCCCUGUUUAUUGGAGUGAUGUACGUUGCCAUGGUGAUGAAGAAAAUAUACUGCUGUGUGAAAAAGACAUCUGGCAGGGCGGAACAUGUCCUCAAAAAAUGGCAGCUGCUGUCAUGUGUAGCUUUUCCCAUGCCUUUAUUCCAAUCCGUCUGGCUGGUGGGAGCAAUGCUCAUGAAGGAAGAGUGGAAGUCUACCAUACUGGCCAAUGGGGGACUGUCUGUGAUGACCAGUGGGAUGAUGCAGAUGCUGAAGUUGUCUGUAGGCAGCUUGGCCUUGGGGGAGUAGCCAAGGCAUGGAGCCAGGCUUACUUUGGAGAAGGCUCAGGCCCAGUGCUGCUGGACGAAGUACGUUGUACAGGGAACGAGCUGUCCAUAGAACAGUGUCCAAAGAGCUCCUGGCGAGAACACAACUGUGGCCACAAAGAAGAUGCAGGAGUUUCCUGCACGCCUCUUACAGAUGGUGCAAUAAGACUAGCAGGUGGGAAAGGCAGUCAUGAAGGACGUCUGGAGGUACAUUACAGCGGGCAGUGGGGCACAGUCUGUGAUGACGGGUGGACUGAGCUGAAUACACAGGUGGUUUGUCGGCAGCUGGGAUUUAAGUAUGGAAAAAGUGCAUCAGAAAGCUUCUCAGAAGAGAGUACUAGGCCUAUCUGGUUGGAUGAUGUCAGCUGCUCAGGAAAAGAAUCAACCAUCCUUCAGUGCUCAAAGAGAGAGUGGGGAAAGCAUGACUGCAGCCAUCAGGAGGAUGUCAGAAUAACCUGUCACCCAGAUAAUGACAGCCAUAGAUUCUCACUGGGUCCUCCCAUCAGGCUGAUGGAUGGUGAGAAUAAGAAAGAAGGACGUGUGGAGAUUUUUAUCAAUGGCCAGUGGGGCACAAUUUGUGAUGAUGGAUGGUCUGAUAAGGAUGCAGCUGUGGUCUGUCGACAGCUUGGCUACAAAGGCUCAGCUAGAGCAAGGACUAUGGCAUAUUUUGGGGAAGGGAAAGGACCAAUCCACGUGGAUAAUGUGAAAUGUACAGGAAAUGAGAGAUCCCUGGCAGACUGCAUAAAACAGGAUAUUGGAACACACAACUGCCGUCACAGUGAAGAUGCUGGUGUGAUCUGCGACUACCUUGGCAAGAAGGCCUCCGGGAACAGUAAUAAAAAUUCCCUUGCUUCUGUUUGUGGAUUGAGGUUACUGCAUCGUCGACAGAAGCGGAUAAUUGGUGGGAAAAAUUCUUUAAGGGGCGGUUGGCCCUGGCAGGUUGCCCUCCGACUGAAAUCAUCUCAUGGUGAUGGAAGACUCUUAUGUGGCGCCACACUCAUCAGCAGCUGCUGGGUGCUCACUGCAGCACACUGUUUUAAGAGGUAUGGCAACAACACUCGGAACUAUGUCGUACGAGUUGGGGAUUAUCACACACUGGUUCCUGAGGAGUAUGAGGAGGAAAUUGGAGUCCAACAGAUCAUGCUGCACAAAGAAUACAGGCCUGACAGCAACGACUAUGACAUUGCACUAGUGAGGUUGCAGGGACCAGAAGAACAGUGCGCCAGAUUCAGCACCCAUGUCUUACCCGCAUGUUUGCCACUGAGGCGAGAGAGGCCACAGAAAACUGCCCCCAACUGUUACAUCACUGGGUGGGGUGACACAGGAAGGGCCUAUUCAAGAACAUUACAACAAGCUGCCAUCCCCCUACUUCCUAAGAGACUUUGUGAAGAGCGUUAUAAGAGAAGGUUCACAGGGAGGAUGCUCUGUGCUGGAAACCUCCAAGAACAGAAACAUGUGGACAGUUGUCAGGGAGACAGUGGUGGACCACUCAUGUGUGAACGUCCAGGGGAAAGCUGGGUUGUGUAUGGGGUGACUUCCUGGGGUUAUGGCUGUGGAAUCAAAGACUCUCCAGGUGUCUACACUAAAGUCUCUUCCUUUGUACCCUGGAUAAAAAGUGUGACCAAAUUGUGA